CCCCCCAGUCCUCCCCUCCCCUGCAGCAUGGUGCUCGCGGCCCCGCUGCUGCUGGGCUUCCUGCUCCUCGCCCUGGAGCUGCGGCCCCGGGGGGAGGCGGCCGAGGGCCCCGCGGCGGCGGCGGCGGCGGCAGCGGCGGCGGCGGCCGGGGUCGGGGGGGAGCGCUCAAGCCGGCCGGCCCCGUCCGCUGCGCCGGAGCCGGACGGCUGCCCCGUGUGCGUGUGGCGGCAGCACAGCCGCGAGCUGCGCCUGGAGAGCAUCAAGUCGCAGAUCCUGAGCAAACUGCGGCUCAAGGAGGCGCCCAACAUCAGCCGGGAGGUGGUGAAGCAGCUGCUGCCCAAGGCGCCGCCGCUGCAGCAGAUCCUGGAUCUGCACGACUUCCAAGGCGACGCGCUGCAGCCCGAGGACUUCUUGGAAGAGGACGAGUACCACGCUACCACUGAGACGGUCAUAAGCAUGGCCCAGGAGACGGACCCUGCAGUGCAGACAGACGGCAGCCCUCUCUGCUGCCAUUUCCACUUCAGCCCCAAGGUGAUGUUCACAAAGGUACUGAAGGCCCAACUGUGGGUGUACCUUCGGCCUGUGCCCCGCCCAGCCACAGUCUACCUGCAGAUCUUACGACUGAAACCCCUAACUGGGGAAGGGACCGCAGGGGGAGGGGGUGGAGGCCGGCGUCACAUCCGUAUCCGGUCACUAAAGAUUGAGCUACACUCACGGUCCGGCCACUGGCAGAGCAUCGACUUCAAGCAAGUGCUACACAGCUGGUUUCGCCAGCCACAGAGUAACUGGGGAAUCGAGAUCAACGCCUUUGAUCCCAGUGGCACAGACCUGGCUGUCACCUCCUUGGGGCCAGGAGCUGAGGGGCUGCACCCUUUUAUGGAGCUUCGAGUCCUGGAGAACACAAAACGGUCCCGGCGGAACCUAGGCUUGGACUGCGAUGAACACUCGAGUGAGUCCCGCUGCUGCCGAUAUCCUCUCACAGUGGACUUUGAGGCUUUUGGCUGGGACUGGAUCAUCGCACCUAAGCGCUACAAGGCCAACUACUGCUCCGGCCAGUGCGAAUACAUGUUCAUGCAAAAGUAUCCACACACCCACUUGGUGCAACAGGCCAACCCAAGAGGCUCUGCUGGGCCCUGCUGCACCCCUACCAAGAUGUCCCCAAUCAACAUGCUCUACUUCAAUGACAAGCAGCAGAUUAUCUACGGCAAGAUCCCUGGCAUGGUGGUGGAUCGAUGUGGCUGCUCCUAAGGUGUGGGCUACAGUGGAUGCCUCCCUCAGACCCUACCCCAAGAACCCCAGCCCUGGUCCCCAUUCCCCAAGCCCUAGAGUGCCCCCUCACCUCUUCCCAAGAACAUCACACCUUGUUCCCUGACCAAGCAGUGUGCAAUACAGCAGAGGGAGGCAGGUAGGGAUGGAGGGGUGAGGGGUUGGGAGAAAAGAAGGGCAGUCAGGGUGGAAUGUAUCUGAGAUUUGCAGGUGAGAAGGUUUGGCAAGAAGACAGAUGUAGGGACAGAGGAAGAAGAUGGAAGGAUAGAGACAGAGAACAGACAGAACACUGAGAAAGCAAAGGAACAGAGAGGCAAAAAGAUUAGAGACUAAGCAGACAAGGAGAGAGACUGAAAUGGGAGUAAAUCCAGAGCCCUGCCCCAAGCCUGUUUUUCCACAGCAAGGUGAGAGGCUUGGUGUAAUUUGGGGGUGGGGUGGGGGUGGGGGAGUUCCCCGGACAGCUCAGUAGGAGUAAGUCAGAGUCCAUUCUUAGCUUUCCCCCUCUCUCCUUCCAGUAGCAGCCGGAAGUGGACCGAGGAUGGGGCAAAGGAAGGACCUGGGUUUUUUUUUUUAAUUUAUUUAUUUAUUGUGACUUUUUGUUUUUUUUGGUAUUUGGCUUUACUGGAAUGGAGGGACCUUGCCCACUGUGCCCCAUUGGUCCCUUACUCCCCAAAGCCUGCUCUUCCCCAAUACCAACCGACUUAAGCACUUGUACUAAGCCUCCAGGGUUGGGAAGGGGUAAAGGGCAAGAGGGCUGACACAUGGAGAUUUCUAACCCAUAAUCACCCUGACCAACCUUCUCGAGCCAAACGGGUUGAACUGAGUGGUCAUGGAAACAGAAGUUCAGACUUUAGAGCUGGGGGGUGGGGGGGUGACCUCAACAUCCAGGAUCUAUGAGAGCUACUAAACUGCCCCUCAGGCCUACCUUAUUCAUGGUAUUGUUUAGCCAGAGGGUAUAGCCUGCUUAUCCCCAAAUUCCCCUCAGCCAAGAGACCAAAGAGCCUGUGGAAUGCCCCUGCUCUCAGCCUCUAUAUUCAGGUCAAUAAAAAAUUAGAAAUCCCAGAGUCCCCCAGGUCUGGGAAGGGUUAAGGGUCAAGGAAAUAGUAAAGAGGCUGAAUGUUACAGGGCAUUUGAAUCCAAAUCACUGCUCUAGGCUGGGGAGUACGGCCAGCAGAACAAGGUGGAAGGAUCUGAAGGGGGACAUUUCAGUCCCCCUAACCCAAAGCUCAGGGUGGAAGAAGGGAGAACAAGGGAGCAGAGUGUCUAUAAUUUUUAUCUUAUUUUUGGAAUAUAGCAGUACCUGGCAGCACAGAGGGGACAGUACAAUAGGGAAAGGCAUGUGACAAGGCCAGUUACAGCAGAGGACAGGAGAGGGUGGAGACUCCUUGGUUUGGAAGGCUUGGGAAGCAGGCAAGACAUUAGUUGCCACUUCAAGUCACCCAUUCAUUCCUCCCACAAUCCUGCCCACCCUCCUCUGGACUCACUGUGCCUCAGUUUCUUCCCCUUGAUGGAAUGAGAAGCAGCAGCACCCGCCACAGCCAAGAGAUGAAUUCUGAGCACUUACCACGGGCACUUUAUGGACAUAAAAUACCUCUCGCUGUGGAACUAGAUAACCAGGGCACCACAACGGUGGUGAAGAGAUUGAGGAUUAAAGGAGUCACAGGCUUCAGAGUACAAGUACCCCUCUGCUUCUCAGUUGGACAAUGCCUGAAGCCAAGGAAUUAAAAAUCUCCACACCCUAACCAUACCUCAGCAGUGGCCUCUUGGCUCUAGACAAGAGUCUUAAGAGGAUGGGGGGAAGAAGGGGAGAUCACAGCAAAUGAUUACUAAUAGAACCAGCAGUUAAUGGUCUGGUAGAAACAGGACUGAACUGAAGCCGACCGGGAAGGUCUGUACUUCCCAAGAGCAGACCAUAGAAAGGACAAAGGUAUGUGACUAUCCUUAGCACCCAACUCCUAUUCUCACAGUGAGGAGAGGAGACAAGGAGUCUCUAAGAGGAAUGGACGGGGUUCUUAAGCCUUUCAACUCAUUUCCUAUGUAGCAGCAGCUAGUCCCAAGCCUCUCCUCUCUGGCCAUUCCCCAUCCUUUUUUUUUUUUUUUUUUUUUUUUUUUCUACCCCAUCUUAAAGAACAAGACACAUUUGAUCAUCACCACCAAUCAUACUUCCUUGGUGGAGAAGAGGAACAGAAAAGCAAAGAGGAUUGCUUUCCUCCAGUCAAAUGCCUCUUGAUCUUGGAAAGGGUAAGGGUUGGACAACUAGGUAUCAGGUAAACUUCUCCAUAGUUUAGAGAGCUGGGGCAUUACACUUCAGUUACUGCCUCUUUAUUACUACCAAGUACAGGGGGAAGGGGUUGUCUUAUGAAUAUACACCUGAGUUAAGCCUCAGUUUCCUGGUCUUUUCUAUCCCCUGAGAGGCUUGAGGAGUUGGCCUAGCACUCAGUGGGAGCUGGCACCUCUUCCCACACUGUGUGGACUGGCCAGUGCUCCUCUGAACAUAUUAUUAGUGUAAUUCUUUACUUUGUGUAUUUGUUACAUCAUGUGUGUGGUUGCCUUUGUUUGUUAAGGGUGUCUGAGGAGUAUGGGCUGACAUGGGCAGUGGAAUGCCAGGAAAGGACUUCAAUGAAAUCAAGGUUUCCAUUGCAAAAAGGCCAUCAGGCAGUUUUCAAGUUAUGUGACAGAGGGCAAAGAUGGCCAAAGGGUGCUCUGAGUUUUGGGACAGUCACAUGACACAAUCCAGCACUUGAACCUGAAAAAAGAAAAAUAAAAGCAGUCAAAGAGUUUAA
Arvicanthis niloticus (Nile rat) is the source of this 4049-nucleotide messenger RNA. The record is from RefSeq and is a predicted model, not a curated record. Lineage: Eukaryota; Metazoa; Chordata; Mammalia; Rodentia; Muridae.